Nelumbo nucifera (sacred lotus) is the source of this 1242-nucleotide messenger RNA. RefSeq names its product peroxidase 3-like. NCBI's taxonomy places the organism in Eukaryota, Viridiplantae, Streptophyta, Magnoliopsida, Proteales, Nelumbonaceae. The record is from RefSeq and is a predicted model, not a curated record. Gene Ontology annotation, biological process: response to oxidative stress; hydrogen peroxide catabolic process. Gene Ontology annotation, molecular function: heme binding; peroxidase activity.
GUUGAAUGGUCGUCUCGCAUUUGUGAAGAGCUUCCAGCAAUCACAAUAGUACUGCUCCCUUGCUCGAAAGAGUGGAGUGAGAUUUGGCUAAUUAGUAAAUAGUCUUAGAAGAUGAGGACUACUUAUCUUCCGUUAUUAGUGUUUGGUCUAGCAGUGUUGUGUGUCGUUGGGGUUUGUCAAGCAGGAGGCCUGAGAAAGAAUUUCUACAAGACUAGCUGCCCUCAUGCAGAGGAGAUUGUUAAGAAUGUUGUCUGGAAACGAGUCGCCAGCGAUUCUGGGUUGCCUGCUGCUCUUGUUAGGAUGCAUUUUCACGAUUGCUUUGUUAGGGGUUGUGAUGCCUCGGUGUUACUGAACUCUACCAAAAACAACAAAGCUGAGAAAGAUGCGCCUCCCAACUUAACUUUGGAUGGCUUCGCUGUGAUCGACGAGGUGAAGACUGCAGUCGAGAAAGCUUGCCCAGGAGUUGUUUCUUGUUCUGAUAUCAUUGCUCUGGCUGCUAGAGACUCCGUUGCCUUCCAAUUCAAGAAGCCAAUGUGGGAGGUGCUUACCGGUAGAAGAGACGGCACGGUGUCCCGGGCCUCCGAGGCAGUCUCCAACAUCCCUCCACCCACCUUCAACUUUGCAUCUCUGAAGCAAAACUUUGCUAAGAAAGGACUCACUGUUCAUGACCUUGUGGUAUUAUCAGGCGCACAUACAAUCGGACAAGCACACUGCAACUCCUUCAGCAAGAGGCUGUACAACUUCAGUGGGAAGGGAGAUGCAGAUCCAUCUCUAGACCCAAAAUAUGCAGCUUUCCUGAGAACCAAAUGUCGAAGCCUCUCAGACAACACAACUCAAGUAUUCAUGGAUCCCAACAGUGGUGUCUCGUUUGAUAGCCAUUACUAUGCUGUUGUGAAGCAACACAAAGGCCUGUUUCAAUCUGACGCUGCCCUCCUGACCAACAAGAUCUCCAGCAAGAUUGUGACGGAGCUGCUGAACCAGAACACUUUCUUCACGGAGUUCGCCCAGUCAAUGAAGAAGAUGGGCGCCAUUGAAGUUCUUACUGGGAGUUCUGGACAGGUUAGAAAGAAGUGUGCGGUUGUGAACCCUUAAAAUUUUGUUUAUCCUUCCUUGAGCUGGUGGAGUAAAAGGUGUUUUCCCAACAUGUGUUCGUGACUGUUUGUUUCUUUUCCUUUUUUCAAUUUCUCCUUGGCCAAGUGUCGAUUUGGAGGAAAAGUCAAUGUUUAAUUUAUUGUAUUUCCU